CCUUUAAGGAUUUGAUGCCUAAUGCAGAGCACAGAUUUUGUGUUAGGCAUUUACAUGCAAAUUUCAAGAAGGAUUUUCUUGGGAAGGUACUCAAAGAUGCAAUGUGGAAUGCUGCUAGGGCAGCAACAAAGAAUUCUUUUGACUUCCACAUGGAUGAGUUGAAGAAGCUAGAUGUGAAGGCAUAUGAGUGGCUUGUGAAGUUAGAUGUGAGAACAUGGAGCAGACAUGCUUUUAAUCCAAGAAGCAAGAGUGACACUCUAGUAAACAAUAUAGCAGAGUCUUUCAAUGCUUGGAUUUUGGAGGCUAGGGAUAAACCAAUGUUGACAAUGAUGGAGAUCAUAAGAGUGAUGUUGAUGCAAAGGUUGCAAACCAAAAGAGAUCAUAUGAGAAGGUAUGAAGGGAGGGUUUGUCCAAGAAUCUAUAAAAAGCUUGAGAGGAUAAAAAGUGAGGUUGGACAUUGCAUUUCUCGUUGGAAUGGAGAGUCCAAAUAUGAGGUGGAGUAUAUUUAUGGUGGAAGAUAUGUGGUGGACUUGAAUGAGAGGACUUGUGGUUGUGGGAGAUGGGGAUUGAGUGGAAUCCCAUGUUUUCAUGCUGCUGCCGCAAUAAUUGAGCAUGGAGAGCAACUUGAGACUUACGUAGACAUUGCUUACACUAAAGAGACAUUCCUAAGUUGUUACCAAUGGAUGGUAAGCCCACUUCCAAGCCAUGAACAGUGGCCAAAAACACCCUAUGACCCAAUCAAGCCCCCAAAAUUUACAAAGAAAGUAGGCAAGCGUAAGAAGGCAAGAAAGAGGGAGGCAGGAGAACCUAUUAAUGCAUUUAGGGUGAGUAAGAAAGGAACUGCCAUGAAAUGUGGGAAUUGUUUCCAAUGGGGACAUAAUCAAAGAACUUGUAAAGCUCCUGAUAACCCCAACAAGAAGGCUUAUAAAAAGAAAAAGAAAGGGGAAUCAGGACAAUCAUCUACGUCUGGAGCUAAAUGGAGUAAAAAAUUAUCGGGUACAUAGCAAUCAAAUAUAGGUAAUUAACAAUCAAGUCAAAGUUGUACAAAGGACAACACUAGUGGAAGCAAGAAGAAUAAGGGAAAGGCUAAGGCCUAGUGGCAGCAAGAAGAUAAAUAAUUUUUUAGUUCUAUAUUUU
Quercus lobata is the source of this 1137-nucleotide messenger RNA. RefSeq lists its product as uncharacterized. The transcript is spliced from 2 exons. NCBI's taxonomy places the organism in Eukaryota, Viridiplantae, Streptophyta, Magnoliopsida, Fagales, Fagaceae. Gene Ontology annotation, molecular function: zinc ion binding. The coding region runs from base 15 to 1004 and encodes 329 amino acids. The record is from RefSeq and is a predicted model, not a curated record.